Durio zibethinus is the source of this 712-nucleotide messenger RNA. RefSeq lists its product as uncharacterized. NCBI's taxonomy places the organism in Eukaryota, Viridiplantae, Streptophyta, Magnoliopsida, Malvales, Malvaceae. Gene Ontology annotation, molecular function: structural constituent of ribosome; 5S rRNA binding. The record is from RefSeq and is a predicted model, not a curated record. Gene Ontology annotation, biological process: translation. Gene Ontology annotation, cellular component: ribosome.
CCAACAUUUCGGUUCAAAACUCACUUUUCCCCUUAUGUGUUCAAAACGCUUGACACGACACUAGCAAACAAGUAUCGUUCCUCUAUGCUUCUGAUUCGAACCCGAAAACAGCACCAUCGUCAAUUCAGAGAUGGUUAUCCCUCCACCUGUUAGACCGCCAAGAAUUCUGAAAUUCCUAAAGCCCUAUGUCCUGAAGAUGCAUUUCACAAACAACUAUGUUAGUGCCCAAGUAAUCCAUUCUCCCACUGCAACUGUGGCAUCUUCAGCAAGCUCACAGGAGAAGGCCCUCAGGUCAAGCAUAGGAUCUACUCGGGACGUGGCAGCUGCCGCCAAGAUUGGGAAGAUACUCGGGGAACGCUUGCUGCUGAAAGAGAUACCCGCUGUUUCUGUUUUCUUAAAGCGAGAACAGAAGUAUCAUGGUAAGGUGAAGGCUGUCAUGGAUUCCCUCAGGGAAGCAGGUGUCAAAUUGCUUUAAAUUUAGAAAAUUUUAGAAAAAGCGUUUAGUUUGCUUAACCUGUGCUAGAUUCAUGGUCGAAUACAUUCUUCAUUUGUCCUUUGAAUGCUGUUCUAUUUUAGUUGGUUGAGAACGAUCACUACUUGCACCAAAACAAACAGCCUAAAAUGCAGUUUAUAUUGUAAUGCUUUUAUGUUCUUGUCCUAGUAUUAUUGAUAUAUUUUCCAUCGGUAAACUGAACUCUGAUGUAUUGAAUCA